Molecule: messenger RNA, 456 nt
Organism: Protopolystoma xenopodis
Lineage: Eukaryota; Metazoa; Platyhelminthes; Monogenea; Polystomatidea; Polystomatidae
Source: the annotation of a GenBank genome assembly
AUGCAACACACGCUGGAAGAUCCACCAGAAGCCAAUUUGAAUGUGGUGCAACUUCAGAAUGCUAAGAGUCAACAUGUGUAUCAUCUGGAGGGAGGCUGUCGAGACCCGCCACAAAACAAACGAACGAAGCAAAACGAAGCACAACAUCUUCGUGCCACCUCUCAAAGACUGAUCCAGACAAAGCAGCCUCAAUCGACUCAGAUAUUCGGUAUACGUGGACCGUCUGUCGUUUUGAGAAAAAGUCAUGCUUCUGGUCAAAAAGUUAUUACUGAGAAGGGUCUACAAGUGGAUUGUGGUAACGGAUGCUCGCGGAUCACGGGAAGGAUUAGGCCUUCGUUGACUCCAGGACUUGGGACGAGAAGAGUAGUUCGUUCAAGGACGAAUGGUAAGGAUUCCCCAGGAAGUAUAGUUGUUAUAGGAGAACAUACUAUGUACUACAAUGGUAGAACAGAUUAG